Molecule: messenger RNA, 1274 nt
Organism: Helicoverpa zea (corn earworm)
Lineage: Eukaryota; Metazoa; Arthropoda; Insecta; Lepidoptera; Noctuidae
Product: epidermal retinol dehydrogenase 2-like
Exons: 6
Coding region: 271-1209 (312 amino acids)
Cellular component (GO): lipid droplet
Molecular function (GO): oxidoreductase activity, acting on the CH-OH group of donors, NAD or NADP as acceptor
Source: RefSeq, a predicted model, not a curated record
AUAUACUAGUUUUAUUUUGAAUUACAUAUGCAUAUUUACAUUUAAAGAUUUGUUUUUGUAUCUUAUUUAGAUAAAAACGUCUUGUAUAUCCUCCAUUCUGAACGGACCUUAAAUUAAAUCCAUAAGUGAAUUAAGACAAAAUCUGUAUUCUUUUAGCGAUCUCGUAAAGGACGGCCGUGUGCCUAUUUCAUAAAUAUUUAUAUUUUAAAAUUAUACUUUUAUAAUAGGUCGUAAAAUUUUUAAUUAAUCAUAGUGUGUAAUAAAAUAAAAAUGAAAAAUUCCAGGGCAGAAGAACCACAGAUUAUCACCGCUUUGAGGAUAUUUUUCGAAAUAAUUUGGACCAUAAUCCGUGUCGAUGUAGAAAUUAUCAAGACUGUGUUCAGAUUCCUGAUCCCUCCGGAAUCUAAGGAUGUCAACGAUGAUAUUAUUUUGAUCACCGGUGCAGGCCAUGGCAUGGGACGGGAGGUGGCUCUGCGCUUCGCCAGGCUGGGGGCCAAGAUAGUAUGUGUGGACAUCAACCCUCAGGGUAAUGACGAAACUGUCUCCAUGAUCAAGCAGGAGAAGGGACAGGCUUAUCCUUAUGUAUGUGACGUCACGGACAGAACAGCGGUCCUAGCGUUAGCUGAGAAGGUGGAACGCGAAGUGGGAGUGGUGACCAUCCUCAUCAACAACGCUGGUAUCAUGCCCUGCAAGCCUGUGCUUAAGCAUUCAGAGAAGGAGAUCAAGACUCUUGUGGAUAUUAAUGUUAAUGGAAAUCUUUGGAUGAUCCAAGCGUUCUUACCCGCGAUGUUGGAACGUAACUAUGGUCACAUCGUGGCCAUGUCUUCCAUGGCUGGUAAGAUGGGUCUCCGCAACCUGGUCCCGUACUGCGGCACCAAGUACGCCGUCAGAGGCAUCAUGGAGGCUUUAGCUGUUGAGCUGCAUGAAGACCCGAGGGAUACUAAUGGGAUUAAGCUAACGACAAUCUGCCCAUACAUCGUGAACACCGGCCUCUGCCACAACCCUCGCAUUCGCUUCGAAGGUCUCAUGAAGACGGUGGAUCCCGGUGAUGCUGCUGAUCAGAUCGUUGACGCUAUCCGCAAGGAGUACCAUGAGAUUACCAUUCCAAGUGACUUGUAUUACACGAAUAAGAUUUUCGGUCUGUUCCCGCCAGCGGGUGCCAAGAUCCUAACAGACUUCGUUGGUACCGGUUUGGACCCCCACGAAUAAAACAUGACAUUUUUAAUUUAUUUUUUAUACAUAAUAAAAUUGUAAUGACUUUGUUGAUUUCGUAA